CAGGAAGCUGCAAAGAAAGAUGUUCUAAUUCCGGCCCGCGACCGCUUCCUCGGCUACAUGACGGACUUUCUGAAGAAGAGCAGUUCCGGAUACCUAUCUGGAAUAGAUCUCACGUUUGUGGAUUUGAUCUUGGCUGAACACGUCUACAGCAUGCGUACCGUAUUUCCGGAAUACACUCAGGAACACUAUGAGAAAGUAACCUCUGUGCCAGCACUGAAGAAAUGGCUUGACGAGCGCCCACACACCGCGGUCUGA
Molecule: messenger RNA, 255 nt
Organism: Angiostrongylus costaricensis
Lineage: Eukaryota; Metazoa; Nematoda; Chromadorea; Rhabditida; Metastrongylidae
Source: the annotation of a GenBank genome assembly